Messenger RNA from Pseudomassariella vexata, 1028 nucleotides. RefSeq names its product NADH-ubiquinone oxidoreductase 21 kDa subunit. The coding region runs from base 1 to 585 and encodes 194 amino acids. The record is from RefSeq and is a predicted model, not a curated record. The transcript has 4 exons. NCBI's taxonomy places the organism in Eukaryota, Fungi, Ascomycota, Sordariomycetes, Amphisphaeriales, Pseudomassariaceae.
AUGUCGACACCACAGCAGCCGAGCUACACGCCCAGCAAGGUCCUGAGGACCGAGUAUCCCCUCAUCGACAAUGACCCGCACUUCAAGAGAGUUAUCGGCUAUGCGAGACCCUCAGAUUACGCUCAUGGCAUCGUCGCCGGAUUAGGAGGACCGGGUCUGCUCUACGCCAUGGAGAAGUUCGCGCCGUCUCAAGUCGGCCGAGGAGGGUUCGCCCGCGCAAUGCGACUAUGCGGUGUUAUUGGAGCUCUGGGUGGCUUCCUCUACUUCUACCAGCGAUCCUCUCUCCGAUUCUACGGCGUCCUCGAGAACUCGCGCGAAGUCGAAAUGGACAUGCGCGAGAUGGUGGCCAAGGUCAAGGCGGGCGAGCCGCUGUAUGGUGAGAGCAAGCUGACGCCACACAUGCAGGGCGUCGCCGCGCGCCAGAGCAGAUACUCGGCCAUGGCUAUGCAUCUGCUGCCCUGGUUCAAUUUUGUCAACCACCCCCAGCAUGGUGUCGAUACGGCCAAGUACUACAAGCAGGCUGAGAGGGAGCUCGAGGCCGAGAGGACAUCUAAAACGCAAAGGGAGGUCGCUGCGCUGGGUUGAAUCGGGUGUGUUGAGGACGGGGAGUUGCGAGGAAGGGAGAUGGGCAAGGGAAUUCCAGACGACGGAAGAGAGAGUUGGAGAAGGGAAGAAAGCAUUGUACAUAAAUGUAAGUGGGAAGCUAUUCCCGGGAGAAGACAUCACUUCCACGCAUAGGGAAACUCAGGUCUCGAUUUCAUUCUCUUAAGCGUGUCCCUGGUCCUGGUGCAUGGCCGACUUUGGCCAAUAUGGCAGCUUGAGUCUGAGAACCUCCCGUGGGACCAUGAACACAGACAUUUACUCGAAUCGUGUGCUUGAAAGAAGCGCAAAUACACAUCAUCUAACAAUCCUCUCCUGUUUGCCAAGACCUCGAUGACGAGCUCACUAGCUACUGCAACAAUUUAUGUAAUACUUUGACAGGAUAGAAAGCAUUGGUCACGGUGGGCUCACAGGAAGUGUGCGUAGUG